CUGUAUUGCUUAAUUGAGAAGGUAUACAAAUGCUCUCAGUCCAGCCAGACACCAAGCCGAAAGGGUGUGGCUGCAACCGUAAAAUCAAGGACCGGUAUCUACUGAAGGCCCUGAAAUAUUGGCAUGAAGACUGUCUGAAGUGUGCUUGCUGUGAUUGUCGUUUGGGAGAGGUGGGCUCCACCCUGUACACUAAAGCAAACCUUAUCCUUUGUCGCAGAGACUAUCUGAGGUUAUUUGGCGUAACGGGAAAUUGUGCUGCUUGCAGUAAGCUUAUCCCUGCUUUCGAGAUGGUGAUGAGAGCCAAGGACAAUGUUUACCACCUGGACUGCUUUGCAUGUCAGCUUUGUAAUCAAAGAUUUUGUGUCGGAGACAAAUUUUUCUUAAAGAAUAACAUGAUUCUUUGCCAGACGGACUAUGAGGAGGGUUUGAUGAAAGAAGGUUACGCACCCCAGGUUCGCUGAUCUAUCAACGUCACCCCACUAAGAAUACAAAGCACUACAUUCUUUUAUCUUUUUUGCUCAAAAAUGUAUAUAAGAAUUGACACAGGAACUUAUUCGAUAGCGUAGAUAUAGAGAAAACAGGAUGAUCGUGUGGAAUAAAAGGCGGACUGCAACUGUAUGUAGUGAAAUUGCUCCCGUUCAGAGUUGAAUGUUUAUUAUUAAAAAAAAAACAAAAGGUAAUGUACAUAUCGUCAGAUUCUCUUGCUUGCUCUUUGUUUUGUGUCAUUUGGCAUGAGAUGUUUAUUUUGGACUAUUGUAUAUAAUGUAUUGUAAUAUUUGAAGCACAAAUGUAAUACAGUUUUAUUGUGUUACCA
Trichosurus vulpecula (common brushtail) is the source of this 814-nucleotide messenger RNA. RefSeq names its product LIM domain only 3 (gene LMO3). The record is from RefSeq and is a predicted model, not a curated record. Gene Ontology annotation, cellular component: nucleus. Gene Ontology annotation, molecular function: DNA-binding transcription factor binding; transcription coactivator activity. Gene Ontology annotation, biological process: positive regulation of transcription by RNA polymerase II. NCBI's taxonomy places the organism in Eukaryota, Metazoa, Chordata, Mammalia, Diprotodontia, Phalangeridae.